AUGGUGGAGCCGGUGGGAUUCAUCGAGGCGUGGAAGGCACAGUUCCCGGAAUCCGAACCCCCCAAGAUGGAGCUGCGCUCUGUCGGCGGCAUCGAGCAGGAGCUGGAGAAGUGCAAGGCGUCCAUCAGGCGCCUGGAGCAGGAGGUCAACAAGGAGCGCUUCCGGAUGAUCUACCUGCAGACCCUGCUGGCCAAAGAGAGGAAGAGCUACGACAAGCAGCGCUGGGGCUUCCGCAGGACGCCGCUCAACGAGGGGAUGGACCCCGCGGGCCCGCAGGGGGCCGAGUCCCAGCCCCAGCAGCUCCACAUGCAGGAGACCGGCGGGGUCGGGGUCGUCGCCGGGGGCUACGGCCUCUGCAACAUGGCCGCCGGGGACAGGAGUCGCUUCCAGCCCCUGGGGGACGGGGGCGGCCGGUCCAAACCCAGGCCCCCGCCGGCCAGGAAGUCGGCCUCCCACGGGGACGGGCUGGAGUCGGCCUUCGACGUCCCGCAGCAGGUGGAGUCGGCGUCCUGCGACAGCCUGGACGGCCUCUCCCCGUCCAAGCAGAGAGGUCCGAGCGGCGUGUCGGCGUCCCCCCGCCGGCCCACCCUCCCGCCGCCGGACAAGGAGCUGCCCUCCGACCCCAAGGACAAGCUGGGCAUGGGGCUGGGCGUGGCGGCUCUCAGGUCCAACUUCGAGAGGAUCAAGCGGGCCAACUCGCACUCGGCGGGCGACGUGGCCAAAGGCCAGGAGAAGCCGCUGCCCCCGCCGCCGCCGCCCUUCUACACCAACAUGGAGUUCCACCACGACCGGGGCCUGGUGAGGGUCAACGACCGGGAGGUGUCCGACAAGAUCAGCUCCCUGGGCAGCCAGGCCAUGCAGAUGGAGCGGAAGAGGUCCCUCCACUCCCUGCCCGGCAAUCUGGCCACGGUGGCCGGAGACCUGAGGCCCCGGCCGGUGUACAGGGGCCGGUCAACCGAGAGCACGUGCGGCUACGACGCGGAGUACGAAGACGGCGAGCCCGCUCAGAGGCACGCGCCGUCGGAGUUCCAGGCCUACUCCAGCGUGUACGUCGGCGGGGUGAUGAUGGGCGAAGGGGGCAGUGGAGAUGGACGAGGAGGAGGUGGUGGCGGAACCGGUGGUGGCGGGGUGACCAUGAGGGACCACGGGGGAGGUGAUGACCACCUCCUGACCUGGCCGCGCCGCUCCUACUCGCCGGGCAGCUUCGAGGACGCCGGCGGUGGGGGCGGCGGCUACACGCCGGACUGCAGCUCCAACGAGAACCUGACGUCCAGCGAGGAGGACUUCUCCUCGGGUCAGUCCAGCCACGUGUCGCCCAGCCCCACCACCGCCUUCCGCCGGCCCUUCCGGGAGAAGAGCCGCUCGCCGUCCCAGAACUCCCAGAACUCCCAGCACUCCUUCGACAGCAGCAGCCCCCCGACGCCGCAGUCCCAGAAGCGCCACCACCGGCAGCAGGGGGGCCACGUGGUCAUGUCCGAGGCCACCAUCGUCAGCGUCCGCAAGACCGGCCAGAUCUGGCCGCCAGCCGCCCAUCACGACCUCAUGCCCCACGGUAGAACGUCCCACGACAACAGUUUCCACGGAGACCACCUAGACAGGCGGCAGGACGCUGGCAUGACAGACCUGCAGCCCUGCCAGAGUGGACUGGAAAGACAGAUGAGGCUGCCCUGGCUGGCCUCGCUCUGUAACCGCCAAAGAGGGGUUUACUUGACCAAUCCUUAUAAAAACGGCCCAAUCAAUGCCAACUGUCAGCAGCAGGCGCCCUGUCCACAGAGCAGUAAAGACCGUCUGGUCGAUUCCCCCGACAGCCCGUUCUACAUAAAUUCCAGCCUUGUUUUGUGUCUCUCCCUCUGGCUUUCCCUCUACCAUUCAUCGUGUGUGUACCUGCGAUCCAUGGCCGUUGCGUGA
This is a messenger RNA of Menidia menidia (Atlantic silverside), 1908 nucleotides long. The record is from the annotation of a GenBank genome assembly. NCBI's taxonomy places the organism in Eukaryota, Metazoa, Chordata, Actinopteri, Atheriniformes, Atherinopsidae.